Molecule: messenger RNA, 1677 nt
Organism: Thrips palmi
Lineage: Eukaryota; Metazoa; Arthropoda; Insecta; Thysanoptera; Thripidae
Exons: 6
Coding region: 103-876 (257 amino acids)
Source: RefSeq, a predicted model, not a curated record
CGGGCAGCAAGCAGCUAGCCGCGCCCUGCACCGGCACACCGCCCGAGAGAUAUCAGUGCCACGGCAAAGUUCUUAAGUCAUUUCUUCGUAUGGACAACGUCUAUGCUUCCAUAUAUCUCCUUACACGCUGACGCAGUGACCUUGAAGCUGCAACAAAUCGUCUCCGACGUGUUCCCACCUCACGUGCUGUUGAAGCCGAGGACGGACCUGUUCGGGACGACCAAGCGCGAGGACCACUGUGGAAAUGGCGAAGAAGGGCAAGCGACAGCCACGGACGACGGCGUGGACAACGCUCCCAGUGCGACGUCCAAUGUUGCAGCUCAGCCUCUGUCGUUGAAGGAGCGAGUCGCCCAGAGGAUCGCCGAGGCCGACAGAGACGAGCUGCGCAGGAGACGGGACCGAAAGCCAGGGGCGGAGCAAGGAGAAGAGACAUCGUGUCACAACGUCAGCAGCAGCUCAGAGGCCCCGUCGCUGCCCGACGUGCCCCUGGAGCAGGUGGUGCCGAGCGACCAGCGUCCCUCCUCGCGGACGCCUCCACGCGGCCGCCGCCGCAUCGCCAGCCCGACGGAGCGGGCCAAACGCUGCUGCCUCUGCCGCCUGGGCUUCGCCAGCCUGCAGCAGCUCAAGCAGCACUCGUUCUUCAGCCACCCGAGCCACGUCUGCAAACACUGCUCCCGUUUCUUCGUCAAGCCGGACUUCGCCCGCUGCCACGAGAGGACGUGCAUGCGGCGCUACCCGACCUGCCCGCGGUGCGGCGAGAGAGCGCUGUCGCUGCAAGAGCAUCGCUGUCGCGGGACGCUGGGAGGGCGGGGGCUCCCCACCGUAGUUCGCGUCGGUUCGCACUACAGACUAGUGUCGUCAAAUCAGCGCCCAUAGAUUUCAACCCCGAAGCUGGUGGUCAUCCGAAUGAUUUGAUAAUGACGCAAAUGAGCUAAUUUCUUGCCAUUUCGUUAAGUUGGAAAGACAAUUGUCCAGCCUUUUUUUUUUCUUUAGUUAUAGUUUAGGUUAGUGUUUGUCCGACGAACGUUGCCAUUUUGAGAGCUUCCAACAGUGAUGCAGUUUUAUUUCCAUCUGUCUUAUGCCUCUCCUUAACUGCUCAUUUGUUAAACGGUUUGGAUUGCCUUGUCAAAAUAAAACAUGGCAUCAUUUACAGACGUACUUCAAAAUUGCAUCACUCAUUGGAUCUUAUCACGAUGGCUUCAAAGAACUAAGACCUCUCCCCUAAAUUGAGAUAUUAAGCCGCCUCCUACCUCGUACCUGUCUGCGCGAGGUAGUGACGGGUUAUGAUUACAUUCUGGAGAUGGGUCUACGUUUUUAGUAGCCAUCGAAUAGCGCUCUAGAAUAUUUAGGAUUUAGCUUCUCGGUGAUGAUGUUAAUCACAAGCAAAGACGAGUUUCUUAGUUUAUUAUUUCCUGAUCUCCAAAGUUUUAAGUCGUUAGAGUACUAUUAUUUGGGACGAUUAGUAGUGAUUCAGUUUUUCAUCUUUUUAUAAGUUAAAGAGUCGUCAUGUUACUAUUUUUUAUGACGAUUCAUGAGUCCGUUUUAUCCGUAUUAGUUUAUGUUUUCGUAUUAGUUUAUGUUCCGUAUUAGUUUUAUGUUUGAUGCUACAGUAUUUGUUUGUUCCACAUAUUGGUUCACGUCAUGUUACUUUAAAAUUGAGUUCGAUUGAUACGUGUG